CACUAUAAUUUUCUUGAUACUCCCUCCUAGGGGUGGGCAAUCGGGUCCAAGAACCGCGAGUUGGAAUCGGACUGGUAGGUUCGGUCCGGGUUAGGGUCAGGUCCUCUUUUCAAAAAUUUCAAACGGUCCGGGUCGGUUCGGUCCUUAUAGAUUUUAGGAAAAAUGGAAAAAGCAGCAGGAUCUUCAUCAUCAUCAGCUAACUCGUCGCGAUCCUCGUCGGCGACAUCAUCUCCGACCAAGGAGAAGAAGCCGCCGCAGGUGCAUGUUCUUGCUGUGGAUGACUGUGCAUCAGAUCGGAAGCUGAUUGAGAGGAUUUUUCAAGCCUCUUAUUGUCAAGUGACGACUGCAGAUUGUGGACACAAGGCACUCGAAUUGCUCGCCACUUUGGCACCGAAGGUGGACUUAAUCGUAACGGACUAUAGCAUGCCGGGGAUGACUGGCUACGAACUGCUUAAACUUGUCAAGGCAUCGCCAUCCACGAAACACAUUCCUGUAGUGAUACUGUCAUCAGACAAUCUCCCCGCACGAAUCAAUGAGUGCAAGGAAAGAGGAGCUCAAGAUUUCUUGAUCAAGCCAUUCAAGAUCUCAGAUGUUAAGAAAAUCAUGCCCAAUACCUCAAAUACCAAAAUCCGUUCCCGACGUUCUUGGAAGUCCGCUCGGCCCUCCUCCUGGUCGAACAACAGCAGGCUGAAGCCCUCCCCAGCGCCGGCCCGUCAACCGCCCUCCUCAGCUUCAACGGCGGCGGCAGUUCCUCGACGGGCGGCAGUCAGUCACGGCAGGGCAGCAACUCUGGACGAGGCAGUUUUGGCGGCACAAAUCGGGGAAACUCUGGCGGCUAUCGAGGGCGUGGCCGUGGACGUGGACGUGGCGGCCCGAAUCAGCGACAACCCGGCCCAAAUACCUGGCAGUUCCCCACCCCCUCACUCGGCCUUCUAGGCCCACGACCCUACUCCCCUACCCGGCCCAGGCCCAUGUGGCCCACUACCCGCACCCAGCCCAAUACCCUACCCCGCCACAUACCCAGUACCAAACACCCAACCCGUACUACCCAACCCAGUACCCAAACCCGAACCCCCUUCCCCCACCCCC
Molecule: messenger RNA, 1089 nt
Organism: Cuscuta campestris
Lineage: Eukaryota; Viridiplantae; Streptophyta; Magnoliopsida; Solanales; Convolvulaceae
Source: the annotation of a GenBank genome assembly